AUGAGCGAGGUGUUCGAGGGCUAUGAGCGCCAGUAUUGCGAGGCGUCCGCCUCCCUCACCCGCAAAUGCACCGCCGCCGCCGCCCUACAAGGAGGUAAUCCCCCACCCUUCCCAAAUCCCGCAAUCUCGGUUGUCCCCCCCUCCGAAUCGUCUAUUCAUUGGAUUUUUGGUCGCGCAGAGAAGUUGAAGCAGAAGGCGGCGGAGAUCCAAUCCGGCAUCGAUGGCGCUGAGGCACUGAUAAGGAAGAUGGAUCUCGAAGCAAGGAAUCUCCAACCGAGCAUUAGAGCUGGGCUCCUAGCAAAGAUCAGGGAGUACAAGUCAGAUCUUAAUAACCUCAAGGGAGCGCUGAAGAGGAUUACCAGUGGUAAUGCACAGCAGGGGGUGAGGGAGGAGUUGUUGGAGUCAGAAAUGGCAGAUGCAUUGGGGGUUUCUGCUGAUCAAAGGUCAAGAUUGCUCAGGGCAACCGAGAGAGAGAACCGAACAACUGAUAGGCUCAGAGAUAGCCAUAAAACUAUGCUGGAGACUGAAGAUCUUGGUGUCUCCAUCUUGCAUGACCUGAAUCAACAGCGCCAAUCUCUCUUGCGUGGUCAUGAUGUGUUGGAUGAGGUGGAUAACAAUGUUGGCAAGAGCAGGAGGAUCAUCGGAGGCAUGAUGAGGAGAAUGGAUAGAAACAAGUGGAUCAUUGGUCUCAUCAUAGCAGUCCUUGUCUUGGCUAUCCUUGUGAUCCUAUAUUUCAAGUUCGUGCACUAG
Messenger RNA from Miscanthus lutarioriparius, 750 nucleotides. The record is from the annotation of a GenBank genome assembly. NCBI's taxonomy places the organism in Eukaryota, Viridiplantae, Streptophyta, Magnoliopsida, Poales, Poaceae.